Tigriopus californicus is the source of this 1282-nucleotide messenger RNA. RefSeq names its product ionotropic receptor 25a-like. Bases 35 to 1282 code for a protein of 415 amino acids. Gene Ontology annotation, cellular component: membrane. NCBI's taxonomy places the organism in Eukaryota, Metazoa, Arthropoda, Copepoda, Harpacticoida, Harpacticidae. The record is from RefSeq and is a predicted model, not a curated record. The transcript is spliced from 2 exons. Gene Ontology annotation, molecular function: glutamate-gated receptor activity. Gene Ontology annotation, biological process: monoatomic ion transport.
AGUAAAGAGAAACUAUCAAGAAGGAACAAUUGCAAUGGGAGGUGUUAGAUCGCACUAUAUUGUGGCUGGUGAAAUGUGGCCGCCGUGGUUGGAGAGAACGAACCAUUCAGACCCAAUGGGAUUCAGAGGCAUCACAUGGGAGAUCUUAUUGCAGAUCGCUGACAUAUUGGAAUUUGAUUUUACUUUUGUUCAACCUGAGGAUGGUAAAUGGGGAUCUGUCGACGAUGCGGGAACUUGGAACGGUAUGAUGGGUAUGAUUCAAAGAAAAGAGAUCGAUUUUGCCAUCGGACCGUUUGGGAUGAUUCCAGAGAGGGCGGUAGCCUGUGAUUUUUCUGUUCCUAUUGCCUUGGAUCAUUUGAUACCGGUCACACCUGUGAUCUUGAGCAAAGAUCCGUGGGUCUUGGCCAGACCCUUUCACUAUUUCGUUUGGUUAAGCCUAAUGGCGUUGUUCUUAACAUGCAUUAUAACACUCGCUGGUGUAACCAUAUUACUGCCUCGUCGAGCACAAUCCAUCAGUGGAGUGGUGGAGUUUGUUGUGAAAUCCUUUGUCAACGAAGGAUCAGUGACUAUUCCCCGAACUUCAAUCUCGUUGUCGAUAGUGUCUACGUUUUGGCUAUUUGGAGCAAUGAUUUUGGUGUAUAGUUAUUCGGGGACUUUGACUGCUUUAUUGGCAGUCCCUAAAGCCCCAUUCUUGGUGGAAUCCAUGGCAGAUUUGACUCAGCAAGAGAUGUUCCCUUGGAGGAUUCAAACUGGAAGCGUCCUGGAGCAACUGAGUUCAAAGGCUGAUCCUGGUACGGUUUUUGGAGGAUUCGCAAGAGGUGCCAAGCCUGCUCCAAGCACUUGUUACGAUAAUGUUCAACACAUUGAAAAUAGAGAGUAUGCUAUGAUUUGUGAAAGAAUAUCAGUAGAAAAAAUGAUAUCGGAUGGGUUUUCGAAAAGUGGGAUGUGCACUUUAUACUCGGGGCGAGUUUCAUUCAUGAGCUUAGCUUAUGCAUUGGCAUUUCAGCCCAACAGCACGAUCUUGCCUCAAGUCAAUGCAAUCAUCCUUCACAUGCUCGAGGCCGGUCUGAUUCGCAAGACAAUGGAUCAGCUGAUGCCCAAUGGGACCCAAUGCUCAACCAUCGACAAAGUGAUCGGUUCUCACGGCAAUGAGAGGGCAUCGCCGUUGGCCAUGAGUGACCUUAUCACCUCAUUUGAAGCUCUGGGAUGGGGCAUUCUGUUGGGUGUCUUCAACCUUUGUUUGGAGUGGGCCUACAAAUACAUUUAUUGCAAUUACCGCUGA